GUUUUGAUUUUGAUUUUGAUUCAUUGGGUUUUGUUUGAUUGUAGUGAUUUGUGAGAGUGAGAGAUAGAGAGAGAUGGAGAUUGAUCUAACACCGAAGUUGGCGAAGAAGGAGUAUGGAGGGAACGGAGGGGCAUACUAUGCAUGGUGUCCGAAUGAGCUCCCAAUGCUGCGUGAAGGCAACAUUGGAGCAGGCAAGCUUGCCCUUGAGAAGAAUGGCUUUGCCCUCCCUCGCUAUUCUGAUUCCGCCAAGGUCGCUUAUGUUCUUCAAGGUCAUGGUGUUGCGGGAAUCGUCCUUCCUGAGAAAGAGGAGAAGGUACUUGCAAUAAAGAAGGGUGAUGCUAUUGCCCUCCCUUUUGGUGUUGUCACAUGGUGGUAUAACAAAGAAGACACUGAACUUGUAGUCCUCUUCUUGGGUGAUACCUCGAAAGGCCAUAAAGCCGGUUCCUUCACCGAUUUCUUUCUAACGGGCUCCAACGGAAUCUUCACUGGCUUCUCAACUGAGUUUGUGAGCCGAGCAUGGGAUUUGGAAGAAAAUGUUGUGAAGACCAUGGUUGGAAAGCAAACAGGCAAUGGUAUUGUCAAGCUCGAUGCAAGUCUCAAGAUGCCUGAGCCAAAGAAGGAACAUCGUGAUGGGAUGGCAUUGAACUGUGAGGAAGCUCCAUUGGAUGUCGAUGUCAAGAACGGUGGAAGGGUGGUGGUUUUGAACACUAAGAACUUGCCUUUGGUCGGUGAGGUUGGACUAGGUGCUGAUCUUGUUAGGUUGGAUCCCAGUGCAAUGUGCUCUCCUGGUUUCUCUUGUGACUCGGCUCUGCAGGUGACUUAUAUUGUCAGGGGUAGCGGCCGUGUUCAGGUUGUUGGGAUUGAUGGAAAACGUGUCUUGGAGACAACUCUCAAGGGCGGCAAUUUGUUUAUUGUGCCGAGGUUUUUUGUGGUUUCGAAGAUUGGUGAUCCGGAUGGCAUGGAGUGGUUCUCUAUCAUCACCACGCCUAAUCCUAUUUUCACACAUUUAGCAGGAAGUAUUGCAGCAUGGAAGGCCCUGUCCCCUCAAGUGAUCCAAGCUGCUUUCAACGUUGGAUCGGAUGUAGAACAGCAAUUUCGCGAUAAGAGGGCUAAAGAAGCCAUCUUCUUUCCUCCUCCAAAAUAAGAAAAGAAAAAAAAAAAAGCACUUUAUUUUUAUUUUAUUUUAUUUUAUUUUAAAGUUUUGAUCAAUUUAAUAAUUUUUUUAGCAUUUUUUAAAUGAUUUUGUGGUUUUGGUAUU
Messenger RNA from Camellia sinensis, 1258 nucleotides. Its product is annotated as glutelin type-D 1. Lineage: Eukaryota; Viridiplantae; Streptophyta; Magnoliopsida; Ericales; Theaceae. The record is from RefSeq and is a predicted model, not a curated record. Gene Ontology annotation, molecular function: nutrient reservoir activity.